UCAUUCAAUCAUAAUCCUCGUUCGUCCAAAACAAAAUCAAGAUUUCAAUUCUUACAAAUUUGCAGCAGAUAUGAUCAUCUACUGUUGCCCUAAUUCCCAAUUCUGCCCAAACCCUAAAACCCUUUCCCUCGCAAACAAUAAACCCAAAUUUCCCACCAAAAACCGGCCGGUCCGUGUCCAGGCCCGGUUCGCCCCGGAAAUACAGUCGCAGCAGUCACUGUACGAACUGCUGGGAAUCGCAGAGAAGGGAAGUACAUUUUCCGACAUAAAAAAAGCGUACAGAAGUAUGGCUAGAAAGCAUCACCCGGACGUUUCUCCACCGGACCGGGUCGACGAGUACACCGGCCGGUUUAUUCUCCUGAACCGGGCCUACGAGACGCUGUCCGAUCCGGACUCUAGGGCUUCGUACGAUAGAGCUCUAGCCAAUGGGAUUCCUUAUUCUUACUCUUCUUCAAAUCUUCGAACUACGAAUUCAACACGGCCGUGUUGCCAUGAAAAUAUGGAGUGGAAAAUGCGGUGGCAGUCGCAGCUGGAUGAGCUACGGCGGCGGAAAUCGGACGGCGGUAAUUGUUGCAGUUGGGGAUCCCGGAUGCGAGCGAAGUGGUCCCGGGACUCCGGGUCCAGAUGAAGAUUGGAUGUGUCUGGACAUGACAGGCGGGAUUUAGUAACAGUGUCGAGUCACCGACAUGGAAUCAGACAGACUGAGUAAAGCAUAUAUAAAUGUGUAAUGUCAAAUGUAUACAGAAUGGGGAAGAUUAAAAAAACAAAAAAAAAGGAAAAGUUUCUAGAUGCUGACUUUAUUUUAUUUGUUUAUUUAAUGAAAUAAUUUUACUGUUUUACUA
Andrographis paniculata is the source of this 842-nucleotide messenger RNA. RefSeq names its product chaperone protein dnaJ 20, chloroplastic-like. The record is from RefSeq and is a predicted model, not a curated record. NCBI's taxonomy places the organism in Eukaryota, Viridiplantae, Streptophyta, Magnoliopsida, Lamiales, Acanthaceae. The transcript has a single exon. Gene Ontology annotation, cellular component: chloroplast. Bases 71 to 628 code for a protein of 185 amino acids.